GCCUCUUGAAAAACUUUCAUACCGCUCAAGCUUAACGUCAUGCUGGCAUUGAGCUGUUCACAUUGGCAGUUAUCAUUCCUUAGACACAUCAUUGUUGAAUUUUCCUCAGCACAUGAAGUUGAGCUGUGAGGUUGACAUAUAUCUGGUGUUGUGGGUGGCAGACAUCAUUUCGUCAGAUUCGUCUUACGCUCAAUAGAGCUCUUUCUGUAAAAAUGCACAGAGCAUUAGCAUAUUCUCUGUGGAUUUUUGGGUUGCUGAUGCACCCGGUCAUCAUCCGUGGGACAUUGGACGCGAGGCAAGACGACAUUCCGGUCAUCAUCGGUGGUACGAUCUUACCUGACAGAAGACAGUCUCCCUGGAUGGUAUACUUGGCAAGCGACUACGGGUUCAUCGAUAUGCCCUGCGGGGGUUCCCUAGUUUCCAAAUCAGUCAUCCUCACGGCUGCUCAGUGCGUUACCUUCUCUUUCAGCGACCCUGGAGUGUUUCUGAAAGCCCAGAGAGUAUUGUACGUAUUGGGAGGACUGACCAGCAAACCCGAUGACGAAACUGAGGAAGUUUACGGUUGGCAAGAUGACCCAACAAAUGCAAUUGUGGUUCAUCCCUGGUAUUUGGGCCUCAAAUCCUUGCACGAUGUGGCGUUGGUCAAGAUGUCGUCUGCUGUUACACUCACGCCUUACAUUGGAUUAGUUCAACUCACGUCUCCGGGUUGCAAUCCAGAGGGACUAGAUGUGGGAGUUAUCGGCUGGGGUAAAACCGAGACUGAUGAUACAGCAGUACCGGAAUUUUUCUCCAUUGGAAAAUUUUAUUGGUAG
Notodromas monacha is the source of this 812-nucleotide messenger RNA. The record is from the annotation of a GenBank genome assembly. Lineage: Eukaryota; Metazoa; Arthropoda; Ostracoda; Podocopida; Cyprididae.